CAGACUUCUUCAGCGAGUGAAAGCCAGUGUUACUACAAUGAAACAAUAGCCUUUUUCUACAACCGGAGUGGAAAACCUCUAGCCACAGAAUGGCAUACUGUCAACAAGCUGGUGAUGGGACUUGGUAUCACUGUAUGUAUAUUCAUCAUGUUAGCCAACUUACUGGUUAUGGUGGCUAUUUACGUCAACCGACGAUUUCACUUUCCUAUUUAUUACCUAAUGGCAAAUUUGGCUGCUGCAGACUUUUUUGCAGGACUAGCUUACUUUUACUUAAUGUUUAACACGGGUCCUAACACUAGAAGAUUAACUGUGAGCACUUGGCUGCUUCGGCAGGGUCUGAUCGACACUAGCUUGACAGCUUCUGUAGCCAAUUUGCUGGCGAUUGCCAUAGAAAGACACAUUACAGUAUUCAGAAUGCAGCUGCACACCCGGAUGAGCAACAGAAGAGUGGUUGUUGUCAUAGUAGUCAUCUGGACAAUGGCUAUUGUAAUGGGAGCUAUACCAAGCGUUGGAUGGAAUUGUAUCUGUGACCUUGAGCACUGUUCCAAUAUGGCUCCUCUCUACAGUGAUUCCUACUUGGUGUUCUGGGCCAUUUUCAACUUGGUUACAUUUGUGGUGAUGGUAGUUCUCUAUGCGCAUAUAUUUGUGUAUGUUCGACAGAGGACUAUGAGAAUGUCAAGGCACAGUUCUGGGCCUAGGAGAAAUCGUGACACAAUGAUGAGUCUUUUGAAAACGGUUGUCAUUGUAUUAGGUGAGUACUUUACCCUUCUUUAA
Molecule: messenger RNA, 774 nt
Organism: Staurois parvus
Lineage: Eukaryota; Metazoa; Chordata; Amphibia; Anura; Ranidae
Source: the annotation of a GenBank genome assembly